AUGAAUGCUGAUACUUGUGUUUCUUAUUGUGAUCCGGCUGCCAUGGAUUCCUACUACAACGCAGCCUCCCAGGGCACAGAAGGCUCCUCGCCUUUUAGGGCAUUUCAAGCAAGUGACAAGUUCAGCCCUACUUUCCUGGCCAGCAAAGGACAAGGCUUUGGUGACAGCAGCACUAAGUGCCGGAGCCGCUACAGCCAGCAGGAAUGCCAGUCCCUGGAUGGCAGCGUGCAGGCUCCCGGCUCUGCCGGGGCUCCGGCCUCCUUUAACAAAUCCCCUCCGCAGCAGCAGCAGCAACAACAACAACAACCACCGCACCUCUACAUGCAGCGAGGUCCCUGCAAAACCCCCCCGGAGAGCAACCUCAAGCUGCAAGAGAGCAGCGGUCACAACGGAGCUCUGCAGGUCUCUUGUUACGGUAAGGAGAGCAAUUUGGGAGAGGCCGACUUGCAGCCGAGCUCCGACCCUUCGGGAAUGGACAGCAGCUACCUCAGCGUGAAGGAGGCCGGGGUGAAAGUGCCCCAGGACAGGGCCAGCACGGACCUCCCCAGCCCCAUGGACAAGGCCGACUCGGAGAGCAACAAGGGCAAAAAGCGGAGGAACCGCACCACCUUCACCAGUUACCAGCUGGAGGAGCUGGAGAAGGUCUUCCAGAAGACCCACUACCCAGACGUCUAUGCCAGGGAGCAGCUAGCCAUGAGGACAGACCUCACCGAGGCUCGUGUACAGGUGUGGUUUCAGAACCGGCGAGCGAAAUGGCGCAAGCGGGAGCGGUUCGGUCAGAUGCAGCAGGUCCGGACUCACUUCUCCACCGCCUACGAGCUGCCCUUGCUCACCCGUGCUGAGAACUAUGCCCAGAUCCAGAACCCCUCCUGGAUCGGCAACAACGGAGCCGCCUCCCCCGUGCCCGCCUGCGUCGUCCCCUGCGAGACGGUGCCCUCCUGCAUGUCCCCCCAUGCUCAUCCCCACGCGGCCGGCGGCGUCUCCGAGUUUCUCGGCGUCUCCGGUCCCGGCAGCCACGUGGGACAGACUCACAUGGGCGGCCUCUUCGGCACGGCCGGGAUGAGCCCCGGCCUCAACGGCUACGAGCUGAACAGCGAGCCGGACCGCAAGACCUCCAGCAUCGCUGCCCUGAGGAUGAAAGCGAAGGAGCACAGCGCCGCUAUCUCCUGGGCCACAUGACAUGGGU
Messenger RNA from Haliaeetus leucocephalus (bald eagle), 1186 nucleotides. It is a transcript of the gene ALX4, whose product is annotated as ALX homeobox 4. The record is from RefSeq and is a predicted model, not a curated record. NCBI's taxonomy places the organism in Eukaryota, Metazoa, Chordata, Aves, Accipitriformes, Accipitridae. The transcript is spliced from 4 exons. Bases 1 to 1179 code for a protein of 392 amino acids. Gene Ontology annotation, molecular function: RNA polymerase II transcription regulatory region sequence-specific DNA binding; DNA-binding transcription activator activity, RNA polymerase II-specific. Gene Ontology annotation, biological process: regulation of transcription by RNA polymerase II.